AUGUCCUCGGGAUUGACUUUCACGCAAGGUCUACUUCUAGGUCAGCUAUCUGUCUGCCUUUUACUUGGAGCCUUCAUAAAAUUCUUCAUCUUCGGUGAAGCUCCUCCGCCUCGCUCUCGAUCCCGUGCUCGAGCACACAAACACGUUCGAACACCCUCGUUACAAGGCCUUGCCUCUUCCAAAAGUGCUCCUCCACGGUCUCUGAAAAACAAAGCUAGUUCCAACGUCCUCCGGCCUGUUCCUACCAAUGCCACUGAUAUUGCUUCAAUUCUACGCAAAACCUACUAUCAAAUUCCCGACCGAGGCCAUGGAAAGCAUGCCCACUCAACGCAUCAACCGGAGAGUCUAGAUUGGUUCAAUGUCUUGCUGGCGCAGACAAUAGCACAAUAUCGCCAGACGGCCUACAAUCUCAGGGAUAGCUCUUCUGGCGGGGCCCCUACCAUACUCGCAAGCCUCGAGGCUGCAAUCAACAAUCCUGACAAGCGACCCUCCUAUAUAGACGAUAUCAAAAUCACCGAGAUAUCUAUGGGGGAGGAGUUUCCCAUCUUCAGCAACGUUCGAGUCAUUGCGGUCGAAGAUGAUGCCUCAACAUCGACCGGCGGAAGAUUGCAGGCUUUGAUGGAUGUCGACCUCUCCGAUGACAAUUUGACUUUGGCCAUCGAGACCGCCCUCAUCCUCAACUAUCCCAAACCGUUUUCUGCCGUCUUGCCUGUUGCCUUGGCUGUCUCUGUCGUGAGGUUUUCUGGCACGUUAUCCAUUAGUUUUGUUCCGGCUACGCAAGACGAUCCAUCAACGGCCAACGAUCAAGGCCCUGCCACCGGAAAACCCCAAACAAAUCUCGCCUUUUCGUUUCUUCCUGAUUAUCGGCUCGACCUGUCCGUGAGAAGCUUGAUUGGAUCCCGCACUCGUUUGCAGGACGUCCCAAAGAUUGCACAGCUUGUGGAAGCACGAGCCCAAGCGUGGUUCGAGGAGAGAGUGGUAGAGCCAAGGGUUCAAGUGGUCCCACUGCCCGGUUUGUGGCCGCGCAUGGGUAAGACCAGGGUUAGAGAAGGCCAGGAUGACGACAGACCAUCGACUCAGGAUGAACAUCGAACCUCCUCUUUCGUUGGUCGGAAAGACCCGAAUCCGGAAGAUAACUUUCCAUCCCAAGAAGAGACAGAGAGGAUUUUCGAGGGUCUCCGGUGGCGAAGUGGUCUUGGUCGUUCGAACAGUCAGGCUGUCGAACAUGAAGAGGAUGCUCCGACCCCCCCACCGGUGAGGAUGAUGCCUGGUGCUCUUCCGGCAUGA
Rhinocladiella mackenziei CBS 650.93 is the source of this 1287-nucleotide messenger RNA. RefSeq lists its product as uncharacterized. Gene Ontology annotation, molecular function: lipid binding. NCBI's taxonomy places the organism in Eukaryota, Fungi, Ascomycota, Eurotiomycetes, Chaetothyriales, Herpotrichiellaceae. Bases 1 to 1287 code for a protein of 428 amino acids. The record is from RefSeq and is a predicted model, not a curated record. Gene Ontology annotation, cellular component: ERMES complex; endoplasmic reticulum. Gene Ontology annotation, biological process: phospholipid transport; mitochondrion organization. The transcript has a single exon.